Messenger RNA from Pieris macdunnoughi, 3822 nucleotides. The record is from the annotation of a GenBank genome assembly. NCBI's taxonomy places the organism in Eukaryota, Metazoa, Arthropoda, Insecta, Lepidoptera, Pieridae.
AUGGUUAAAACCAGACGUAGUAACGGAGAGAACGGGGAGGUUGAGGAUGAAAAUUACUCUCCAAACGAAGCUGCCAGUGUAUCAGAUGAGAAGGCCUCCAAUUGGUCUCAGAGGGAAUUAAGAAGUAGUCAUAUUAAAGUUAAAAGGAAGAUACAACGUUGGCCAACAAAGUAUAACCGGAGUAGGCUCCGAGCCAUUAAGAUGCCUCGCAUCAUGUUUCCAGAGAGCGAUACUGAGCCAGAGAAAUACUCCAGAAGAUCACGUCAGGUGCGUGUAUUUUUUACCGAGGGCAAUGAUACUCCGAAUAGGAGUAUGAAAAUAAGAAGAAAUGGUGGUGUGCGUAAAAAUUACGGUGAAGAUAGUGAAGACAAACCGAUACAACAAAAUGUGCGUCGUAGUUGCCGUAAGCGGAAACUAUUGCAUCACAACUUCAAUGAGAGCUGGAUCACAAAUGAAUUGAAAGUGAAAGGAUAUCCCGACCUCUAUGGGUUUCCUACAACAACCAGUUCAUCUGAUGAAUUCACUUCGGGUGAUGAGGCUAGGGUUAAUAAGAGGAAAUUGAAUCAGUCAAGAAGAUCCACCGCACCCCCAAUAACAGAUGAAGAUACACAGUUGUCUCGACAGAGGAGAACCUCUGGUAGAGGCAAAAAUAUUAAGGAUGCAUCCGGAUCUGAAUCAGAACAUGAGAAUAAUCAAACCGUUAUUGAGAAAAAGCCGCCAGAGCCAGUUAAAACAGAAGAGAAGAUGGAUACGUCAGACACUCGGGUUAAAGAAGAGGAGAAGGAGACGAAAGAGACUGAAAACAAUGAGGAUAGUGAUAGCAAUCAACAAAAACCAGUACGCGGUGCUCGCGGUAAAGGAAGAACACAGCAGAAGAAAGAUAGUCAUCAAGAGUCUGUAUCGGAAACAUCGUCAUCUGAGUCCGGUAGUGAGUUAGCGUUCCGGCCUCGACGUUCGAAGCGCACGCGCAAGCCCAAACCAGCUUUCGUUCAAAUAACACCGCGACAGACACGCGGACGAGGUAAUUCAUUUACAAUAAGAAAAAAACCGUAUUCAUUAAGAGAGAGAAAUCCGAAAUUGUUACGUAGGAAAACGAUACGAUCUCAGUCUCCUUCGUCGAGUAGUAGCACUAGCAGCACCAGCUCUGAUACGGAAGAACUCAACGUGUCCAUGAAGAAUAAGACUAAGGGGAGACAAAAGACAAGGUCCACAGAUGAUAAGAAGACUGACAGAGCUUUAAGAGAUAUACAACCUAUUGAAGUAGAUGGUAGCGUGCGGUUUUCAUCGGUUGGAGGCCUAGAAGAACACAUAAAAUGCCUCCGGGAAAUGGUUCUAUUUCCCCUCAUGUACCCAGAUUUAUUCCAAAAGUUUAAGACGCGGCCGGCGAAGGGCGUUUUGUUCCAUGGACCACCUGGAACAGGCAAAACGCUUUUAGCAAGAGCUCUAGCGAAUGAAUGCAGCCUCCUGGGGGGAAGAAAAGUCGCGUUUUUUAUGCGAAAAGGCGCUGACUGUUUGAAGAAGUGGGUUGGAGAGAGUGAGAGGCACUUGAAGCUUUUGUUUCAGCAGGCGAACAAGAUGAAGCCUUCAAUAAUAUUCUUCGACGAGAUUGACGCGUUGGCUCCAGUACGAAGUGUCAGACAGGAACAAGUGCAUACCAGUGUUGUGGGGACUUUAUUGGCUGAAAUGGACGGAGUUUGUGAGAGAGGUGAGGUGGUAGUGAUAGGUGCAACUAACCGACUGGAUGCGGUUGACCCCGCUUUACGUCGCGCGGGUCGUUUCGACAGAGAAUUGCAUUUCCCUCCGCCCCAUGCGCCAGCUAGACGGGACAUAUUGGAGAUAUACACGAGAGAUUGGACCCCACGACCCAACGAUGACACUUUGAACUAUAUAGCAGAGGUCACUAAUGGAUAUGGAGGUUCAGAUUUGAAAGCGUUAUGUUCUGAAGCAGUCCUAAAGGCUUUAAGAAGAGUAUAUCCGCAGGUGUAUGAGAGCGAACACGCUCUGGUCAUUGAUCCCAAAAAUAUAGAAGUAACCCAAACAGACUUAGAAACAGCAAUGGACGGUUUAGUGGCGGCUGGCUCCAGAAGCAGUCCCGCAUCAGCUCGUCGUUUGCCCCAUUACUGUCGGCCGUUGUUCUCGGUACAAGUACAAAGUGCGGCUAAUUUACUGCCUCCUAUAGAUAACAACAGGUUAAAAGAGCUGCAAUCAUCGAACGUGUUGUUAAUAAGUGGGGAAUGUGCGGACACACACAUCGCUCCUGCGUUGCUUGCGGAGUUGGAAAAUCUCACAGUUAAAGAAUUAAGUCUGGCAACACUGCAUUCAGCGCUUGCCUUCACGCAGGAACAGGCGCUUAUUUCGCUGUUCUCGGAAUGUCGUCGUGCUGACCGUGGCUGUGUUCUCUUCAUCCGGGGUAUUUUAGAAGUGUGGGAGGCCUUACGAGGUCCCGGGACAGCUCUGUUGGUGCAGAUGUGGAGGGCGAAGGCAGCUGGAGAUAACACGUUGUUGCUGGCCACUACUAGGCAUUGUGAUUUGCCUGAUGAGCUGCGUGAAAUAUUCCCCGACUACAAAGACUGUAUAUACAGAGUGCGAGAACCAAACGCGAAUGAAGUUAUCAACUUUUUUAAACCAAUUAUAACUGAGAUUCCCUUACAUCCGCCAAUUCUCGAAAAUAAUGAGCCGCCGCCUCCGUUGCCUCGAGCUCCGCCCCCUCCACCGCCCAGAGAGAGUAAAGAAGAGAUAUCUAGAAGGAAGAGAAAGGAGGAUUACAAGUUGCGGGAAUUAAGGAUAUUUCUACGAGAUAUUUGCAGGAAACUAGCGUCGAAUAGGCGGUUUUAUAAGUUUACCAAACCUGUGGAUUUAGAAGAGGUGACAGAUUACUUGGAAAUAAUCAAACAGCCAAUGGACCUCGAGACUAUGAUGACCAAAGUCGACAUGCACAAAUACAACUGCGCCAAGGAGUUCCUGGACGAUGUCGACCUCAUUUGUGCCAAUGCUCUUGAGUAUAAUCCCGAUAAGACAUCAUCAGAUAAGCAGAUACGCCACGAGGCGUGUUCGUUACGCGAUCACGCGCACGCGUUGAUAGACGUAGAAAUGGACAGUGAUUUUGAGUUGGAGUGCCAGGAAAUAGCGAGACGGAGGCAGGAAGAUGGCAAUAAUGAUACGGACUUACCAGAUUUCAUAUAUACAGCUACUACUUUGCCCGGUUUCGAUUCAUCUCACAAUGACAGCAAAUCUAUGCGGACUCCGCAAAAUGGAGAAAAGAGCGAAUCGCAAAGCGCGAAGCGUAAGAGAAGACGGAUUAAUGCGUGGUCCAAGGGAUUGCUGGCUAAACGACCAAGGACCUCACAAAAGAAUUUCAAAGACAGUCCCACAGCGAUAACAGACGAGGAAUGCAAAGAGAACAAACCGAUCACUUCCACUCCUCUGCCAAAUGGAGACGCGUCCUCUUCGUGCUCUGAAGAUGACGUGCCUCUGCGAAGGCCUGCUGAUGACUCACUGCAGUUGGCGCAAACGGAUAACACUUUGAUCAGCACACCGAAGACGUCGGAAAAAAUUACAAAAUCUUCACCAAAGAAAAGAAAUUCCGGUCAAGAUGCAUCUAGUGGAGAUGCUGAAAAACUACUGAUAAACAAGACUGAAUUAGAUAACAUUCUGUAUAAGAACGCGAAAUCUCUUCGCGCUAUCGGCUUCGAGGCGCUCUUAGAUUUAUAUUCACAGCUCAAUCACACGAUACAAUUAUAUAGCGAUAAAUAUGAUAGAACGAAACUGCCACACGAAUUGCAUAACGUUGUUACUAGAUAUAUCCAGUUAGCGAAGAAGUAG